Molecule: messenger RNA, 2828 nt
Organism: Xenopus laevis (African clawed frog)
Lineage: Eukaryota; Metazoa; Chordata; Amphibia; Anura; Pipidae
Gene: tmbim1.S
Product: transmembrane BAX inhibitor motif containing 1 S homeolog
Exons: 13
Coding region: 228-1235 (335 amino acids)
Biological process (GO): negative regulation of apoptotic signaling pathway; calcium ion transmembrane transport
Cellular component (GO): endoplasmic reticulum; membrane; Golgi apparatus
Source: RefSeq, a predicted model, not a curated record
GUCCACACCCAGAACUUCACUUGUCUGAUCUGCAAGGCAAAAGCUAGUUCUACCAAAACAGAAUUGUACUAGGAAGGUAUUAGGUGGGUUCCUGUUCUUCUGCUGCUUACUCCCAGGGCCCUAAAAUGAAAACUUCCCUGGAAAGUGAGAAGAUAUCUCCUAGGAUUCAGCUUCGAAUAGGGGCAUGCGACAGAGGAAGACUGUAGUUUUGUGAGCAGCCAGCAGCAAUGUCGUACCCAAAUGCUCCACCUCCAUACUAUGAUCGAGAUCCACUGCAUGAAGCGGGUGCUUACCCUCAACCAGGCGGGUACCCUUCACCAAGUGGUUACCCUCAGCCAGGUGGAUAUCCGCCCCCUGGUGCAUACGGGCAACCAGCUGGAUACUACCCUCAGCCUGGUGGGUACCCAGCACCUGCAGGUUACGCUCAACCCGGUGGGUUCCCAGAGCCUGGGCAUAAUGAUCAUCCAAAGCCUGUGAUGCCCAUUUUACCUACAAUCCCUCUAAACACAGGUGAUAAUGAAAUGUACAACACAAGUGACAGAGAGGGAGGAAAUUUUGGUUCGUGGGAUGACAAGACUGUACGUCAUGCCUUCAUCCGGAGGGUCUACGCUAUCAUAGCUGUGCAGUUACUGGUCACUGUUGGCAUCAUUGCGAUCUUCACUUACGUGGAACCUGUCACCACAUUUAUACGAAAAACACCUGGAAUUUACUAUGCAUCAUAUGCUGUGUUCUUUGUCACAUAUAUCGUGCUUGUCUGCUGUGAGGGUCCCAGGCGACGUUUCCCAUGGAAUAUCAUCUUGCUGAGUAUAUUUACACUUGCCAUGUCCUUUAUGGCUGGAACCAUUGCAAGUUUCUACAGCUCCAAAGCUGUUCUGAUCUCCAUGGGAAUCACUGCCAUUGUGACUAUAAUAGUCACCAUCUUCUGUUUCCAGACUAAGGUGGAUUUUACAUCCUGCGCAGGAUUGUUUGCUGUUUUGGGAAUCGUCAUGUUCGUGACAGGAAUUGUUACAGCCAUCGUCUUGGCGUUUAAAUAUGUGUAUUGGCUGCACAUGCUCUAUGCUGCACUCGGAGCAAUCGUCUUCACCCUGUUCCUUGCGUUUGACACUCAGCUGGUGAUUGGAAACCGGAAGCACACCAUCAGCCCUGAAGAGUACGUCUAUGGCGCCCUGAAGAUUUACACCGACAUUGUGUACAUCUUCCUAAACCUCCUGCAGAUUGUGGGCAGCAGGACGUAGACGAGAGCAUAUUCCUUAAAAAUGAUAACACCCACUCCCUCCUUCAUCUCUUUUAUGUAUAAUACCUCCCCCUCUACCCCUAUAUAAAGAGUCCAACUUUGCCUCAGUUGACACAUUUGAAAUUUUUCCCCAUGUUCUGCUCCACUCAUCUAGGAGAUGUAGUUACUAUUAUCAUUAUUACAAGUCUAUUCUGUGAUGCCACAAAUAUAUUUACAGAACAUUCCAAAUCCACUUUGUGGAUUAGCAGUUCCUUGAAAGUGCCACACACAGCACUAAUGUCAUACCAACCUGUAAUUCCUUGGUCCUACCCUGCAUGCUUAUUGCCCAUAUAGAGAGUUGUUUUGUGUGAAAGAUCUGCAGUCUCCUUUCUCUGAUUGUGCCUGAACGAUGUAAAGGGAAAGUUUAGCUUUGAACUUGUUGCAGAAGGGAGCUGUCUAAGCAACGUUGCAGAUUGUCUUUGUUUUCAAACUAAAGCUGCUGUGCUGUUGCUAUGGUCAUUGACCUGGACAUGAAAAGCCAACUGAUUCUAAGAUUUUAAUAUUUUUAUGGUCAAUAUGACCUUGUUUAUCUUUCUUUCCAGGGGCAUGUUUAUUCAUCCUUAAUUCAGAUAGACAAAUGCCUUCUUCCAGGUUCUGUUAAAUAUAUCAACCAGGUAGCUGUUUUAUUGACAAAUCAGAGCUGAACAAAACAUUUAAUCAUGUACAUUUUAGGUUAAACUUCCCCUUUAAAAUCAGCUACUGUUUAUCGGCAUAAACCAAGCCUUGCACUCUGUAUAUACUGUAUGUUUACUAUAUAUUUCUCUGAUACAUUUAGUCUUGGGGGGCCUCUCCCAGUAGCUCAUAAGCCCUGGCUGGGCACCAGUGGCCCUGAUACUAGUGCUAUUUUAUAUGUGAGAAUUAUAGGGCCAUGGAGUGAUUUACCAGUGAAAAAUAUAAUGCACUAUUUUGUGGCCUGAGAACUGACUUUGUUUACUGUUAUAAUAGAGAAUAUAAUCCUGCAUAUUGUUUUAUACCUUGUUAUAUUGAGUUGAUGGGUGAGUGUUACAUAUCACCUGCAUUUUAGGUGCGUCCCUGUUACACGGAUGCACACAGCAUUCUAGUCCCUUUCUGUUCUCUAAUAGGCAUUUGCAUCCUGCCCCCUAUAACAAGUCUGGGUUCUGGGAUAUCCCCCCCUUAACGCAUGGCUGGCUGGAUUUUCAUCCCUGUGUUUGAACAGAGAUUCUGGCCUGUUAGGGGUUUAUUAAAGGGAAGGGCAGUUCCAUCCCCUAUUACCAAGUAGAAAUAAAUUCUCCCAUAGAUAAUGGCACUGGACCAGAAUAUUCUGGUUAUUUCUCAGCUAACAGGGCAGUUAUUAAAUUGCAGAAGAGUUUGCCUUUCCGUGCAGUCAGUUUGGGUGCUGUAUUCUCAACCAUCAAGGGCUUCAGUGCUCGCUGCCUGCGGGUUUUAAAAUCACUCGGAGAAUGUGGGACAGAAUGUAUAUUAUAUGUAAAUAUUUUCUUUGUACCGAGCGACUGGGAAUCCUGACAAAGCCUUAAUGUCAAUAUUACAGACAAGAUUUAUAUUUUCUAUGUAAAUAAAACUAUAUUAGACCUUG